Molecule: messenger RNA, 1826 nt
Organism: Ictidomys tridecemlineatus (thirteen-lined ground squirrel)
Lineage: Eukaryota; Metazoa; Chordata; Mammalia; Rodentia; Sciuridae
Product: histone H3.1
Cellular component (GO): nucleosome
Molecular function (GO): structural constituent of chromatin; DNA binding; protein heterodimerization activity
Source: RefSeq, a predicted model, not a curated record
UGGUGGUUACCCAUGGCUCGUACCAAGCAGACGGCGCGCAAGUCCACCGGCGGCAAGGCCCCGCGGAAGCAGCUGGCCACCAAGGCCGCCCGCAAGAGCGCCCCGGCCACCGGCGGCGUCAAGAAGCCUCACCGCUACCGGCCCGGCACCGUGGCGCUGCGCGAGAUCCGCCGCUACCAGAAGUCCACCGAGCUGCUGAUCCGCAAGCUGCCGUUCCAGCGCCUGGUGCGCGAGAUCGCGCAGGACUUCAAGACCGACCUGCGCUUCCAGAGCUCGGCCGUCAUGGCGCUGCAGGAGGCCUGCGAGGCCUACCUGGUGGGGCUGUUCGAGGACACCAACCUGUGCGCCAUCCAUGCCAAGCGCGUCACCAUCAUGCCCAAGGACAUCCAGCUGGCGCGCCGCAUCCGCGGGGAGAGGGCGUAAACUCUAGACUCCCUUGCCACCUUCCCAAAGGCUCUUUUCAGAGCCACCAAAGUUCUCAGUGAUAGUGCUGCUCCACACUGACUUAGGCUUGGUCUUCUUUCCUCGUAGCUCACGUGAGAAAAUGCUCGGCACCACAAGGGCUGAACGAGCUACCUAACAGGUGGGUCUCAUGUUCUCUUACCCAGUACUAUGAUUGUUAAAGCGUCACUCCUGACCUGAAAGAACCACACCUGAAUUCAGCUGAGCCAGAAAGAAGGACAUGGUCGUGUUCAAAUGAGCAUUCUGGUUCCCAUGAGAACUGACCUGAUAACCUCAUAGGAUAAAGCUCUGGAAUGUGCAUUCCCAUGCUAAGACUGUGAUGUUGUAAAGUUAGCGCCUUAGCCUUUGGUCUUAUUUGCAGGAGCCUAGUAGUGCAGCCAUGUGCCUGAGGGGCAAUUCAGGGCCAUUAGGCCAUCUUAACUGUAGGCCAAUCACCUGAUGCUACACUAGUGAUUUACCAGGCAGAAGCCAGAGUGGAAACCACCUGGUCCAGACCUGUCUCACCUGGGGCAACUGAAAGCCUCUGAAGACUUGGACCCUUGCAUGACUGACAUGCAUGAAGUCCUAACCCAGGAGACCAGGUGCUGCCUCACAUCUGUGAAGCUAAGUGGUAACAGUUACAUUUUGCUAUUUUUUUUCCCCCUGUAGAAGAUGCAAGUCAUAGACCAAAGAUUUGUUGUGUUUGCUCGCUGCUUUAUUUCUAGGAUGCAUUGCUAAUUUGCUAUCACUCAGGCACAGAUUGCUCCAGCUCAGCCCUCCAAAGGCUUUAAGAAAACAGAAGAUUCCAUUCUGGAAAAGACAUCAAUAGUCAGGGCAGAAGGCCUGAUUUCCUUCAGUGGAAAAGACAGACACACAGGCCCACGCAAAGGUCUUCCUGCUCUAUUUCAAGGACCCUGGCUGGGAUUUUAGAGUCUUCUGAGGUCUGCUGUUUCAAAUGGAAUGCACACUUAAGUGUGAACUUAGAAAUUAUGGUUUCAUUUGAUGCUCCUUCCUUCAAAAACUGGAGCCUAAUUCCAGUCCCCUGCAUGUACCCUGAAUUUAGAGAUGAGCUUCUAAGGAAAAAAGAAGUCCCGCCGCGGCUUAAAGACUAGGUCAUGACUAGCACUGCACUUGGCUAAGUCUAGAUGCUCUGGACCCCAGGGGCCGUGUGGAAGAACCCUCCAGCAACCCCUUGGAGAGGCCUGCCUGGUAAGAAAGUGAGGCCUUCAACAGUCGGCAAAGAAUGAAGCCAGGAAGUGAGCCAGUUCUGCCCCUGUCAAGCCUCAGAUGACUAUAGCCCCUGCAACAAGAGGAUGUGCACUUCCUGAAAUACCCCAAGCUAGACCCCACACAGCUAAACCACUGUGUACCUCAUCUUUAGAAGG